Molecule: messenger RNA, 1469 nt
Organism: Orcinus orca (killer whale)
Lineage: Eukaryota; Metazoa; Chordata; Mammalia; Artiodactyla; Delphinidae
Gene: CRYM
Product: crystallin mu
Exons: 8
Coding region: 251-1195 (314 amino acids)
Biological process (GO): thyroid hormone metabolic process
Cellular component (GO): cytoplasm
Molecular function (GO): thyroid hormone binding
Source: RefSeq, a predicted model, not a curated record
AAAGUGGAGCCAAGAAUACUAACUCCCAGCCAGCCCGCCGCGUCAACUCCAAUCUCGGGGAACCUGUGUCUGGAGCGGACCCAGCUCGCCCACCCCUGCGGAUGGGGGUUGGAGGAAACCAGCUUUGCUCCGCCCCCGGAGCUGGGCGGUGACCUGUAGGCGGCAGCGCGCCCUGGGCGCUCUCGCAUAGGGCACAGCGCUGGAAGCGCGGAUUCCCUUGAGCUCGCGGAGGUAGAAGGCCCGCGGCGACAUGAGCUCUGUGCCAGCGUUCCUGAGCGCGGCAGAUGUGCAGGACCACCUCCGCAGCUCUAGCCUACUCAUCCCGCCUCUGGAGGCGGCUCUGGCCAACUUCUCCAGCGGCCCCGAAGGAGGGGUCAUGCAGCCGGUGCGCACCGUGGUGCCCGUGGCCAAACACAGUGGUUUCCUGGGGGUCAUGCCCGCCUACAGUGCAGCAGAGGACGCCCUGACCACCAAGUUGGUCACCUUCUAUGAGGGCCACAGCACCACCUCCACUGUCCCCUCCCAUCAGGCCACUGUGCUACUCUUCCAGCCGAGCGAUGGCUCCCUUCUGGCGGUCAUGGAUGGAAAUAUCAUAACUGCAAAGAGAACAGCUGCAGUGUCUGCCAUCGCCACCAAGUUUUUGAAACCCCCCAGCAGUGAAGUGUUGUGUAUCCUUGGAGCUGGCGUCCAGGCUUAUAGCCAUUAUGAGGUCUUCACAGAGCAGUUCUCCUUUAAGGAGGUGAGGAUAUGGAACCGCACCAAAGAAAAUGCAGAGAAGUUUGCGAACACAGUGCAAGGAGAGGUACGGGUCUGUUCAUCGGUUCAGGAGGCUGUGACCGGGGCAGAUGUGAUCAUCACAGUCACCAUGGCAACGGAGCCCAUUUUGUUCGGUGAAUGGGUGAAGCCCGGGGCUCACAUCAAUGCCAUCGGCGCCAGCAGACCUGACUGGAGAGAGCUGGAUGAUGAGCUCAUGACACAGGCUGUGCUGUAUGUGGAUUCCCAGGAGGCCGCCCUGAAAGAGUCUGGAGAUGUCCUCUUGUCAGGGGCCGAGAUCUUCGCUGAGCUCGGAGAAGUGGUAAAGGGAGUGAAACCAGCCCACUGUGAGAAGACUACGGUGUUCAAGUCUUUGGGAAUGGCGGUGGAAGACAUGGUUGCAGCCAAACUUGUGUACGAUUCCUGGUCAUCUGGUAAAUAAAACGAAGGAACUUUGUGUUGAAUGGAUGCUACAGCUCAAGGGGUAUUAAACUAGUUGUCUCAUAAUCUCUAGAUUAGAUGAGGGAGCCCAGUGAUCUAUAGUUUUGUGCUUAUCCUGUCUUACCUUAAAUAAUGAGAUCCCCUUUUGUGUUUGUAGUUAGAAAGCAAAACUAAGUGGCCAUUCUCUGUUAUUCCAGAUUAUAUUAGCACUCCCUUUCCCCUGUAUUUCACUACCUUUUGUAAUCCCUUGAAAUAAAGCUUUUUCCCAUUCUGCA